UCACUCUAACUUCUAACAACCAACCAUUAGACUAUUACCAAAAGGAAUUGCUACAAGAAAAUGACCCAAAAAAUAAUGAACCAGAUUUUGAAAAUCUAACUUACAUAUUUGGAGAACUGCCUUUACAUACCGAGCAACUACGUUGGGUUCACUAGCUUCACAUGUUCGAUAGGAGACUACGGUCCUCUACUGGAUCUCUGUUCUCCAACUCAAACUAGUUCUCUUCAGAUACGUUCAAAACGCCAGUACAUAUAGCAUUUUCUGACUUAUCUUCUUGCAUGUUAAGCAAGACUCCUAGUGGGUGGCAGUAAAGGCUCCCAGAAGCCUUCGAAAAUAAGGCUUACAUGGAAUCCAUAUGGUUUGAUGAUCAUUACUUUUAGCUGUGAAUUUCAGAGCUUCUACCCUAUGCAAUACACAAACAUUGGUCCUUUAUCUACAGUUCUUCAUACACCCGGAUAAUGAUGUGUGCCACGAAUUACCCGGGCCGCAUGUGUCACCAUCCGUCAUUUAUCAGUUUCUGCUCAUUUUACUAUAAAUGUCCCUCUAGUCAUAUACCCAAAUACCCACAUUAUUCCAUGUGUCUUGCUUGGUCAAGGGGCCUCAAGUGAAGCGAUAUGUUUCUCUUAAUUAAUCACUUCUUCUUGACCGCUUCACCCAUUUUUUUGCCCAUUUCAUUGGCUAAGCCUGUGUUCCCUCUUUGAAACCAGUCUGACUGACCACUAUAGCCAGCAUUGUUUGACUAGUCUUCAAAGACGUUGACACUUGUGUUUCACCAAACAGGGUAUCAACACUCAAACUCUGAUUCAAAAUAAGAUUGUCCGGUUCAGAUUAAGUGAAAGGUGAACUAAUGUGGUUUGAUGGGUUUGUAGACGGGGUUCAUUUCCUUUAUCAACCACUUUCAUGACCAUUUCCCUGGCCUGGUGUCAGCACUCUUCUUACAAUCUUAUUUACUAUUUAAAGAGAAAUGCAUGACUGGUUUUUCCGUAUGAUGGCUCUCUCCCAUUGUCUUGAUUAAAUGCACCCCAAAAGUAGCUAAUUCGGAAACUUCUACUCAUAGAAGCCAUGAAAAACAAUCAGCAUAACAAAUAUUGAUUGCUUAAUGUUAAAUGAUUUGUGAUGGUCAAUUUUCAGAAAACUUUUUAUGAGCAUCAAAUUUAGAAGAUUUGUUACUUUCUUUGACAAUGAUCUCUGGGUGAGUAAAUUCCCUUCCAAAUCAAGAGAACAAAGUUUAACCAACAAAACCAGUAUGUAGAUAAAAAAGUGCCAACCUUUCGGAAGACGGAAAUCAAUUGCUCGUUUAACAUAGCCAAACCAAUUCAAUUUCUGUGAAGGUAUCUGACAUCAGUUCCAUUAACCUAACAAUGAACAUAUACAACCAAUUUCAUUGACGAAAUACAACGUGCAACCUCGUCACUAUUGUAACCUUAAUAGGAUCUUAAGACUCACAUUCACAAUUGUAACCAAAUUUUUAUCAUCUGCCUCAUGAAACAACUAAUGUGAAUCGUCUGUUUCCUAUGGAACCUUCUCAUUAAUCAUAAAUCUUUGAGUCGACUAACUAUAUAUGACUUGAAUCCAUUCUAUAGAGAAGGUACAUUGUCAAAGGGGCAUAAUAAACUACAUUCUUCAAUGAAAUACUAGGUCAACAUUGACAACAAUAUUAAGCUGUAUAAUCUCUUAGAACGGUGUUUAUCUGACUCUUUCACAAAGCCACCAAAUCGAAAUUGAAUUUGGCUCAACCCUUUUUACCAAGGCUUUCCAUAAGUCAGUUAAUAAAAAUAAGUCUUCCUAUAUUUUGAGCACAUUUUAUAUAGCCUCUGUGCAAGAUUCAAAUGUUCUUUUUAGGAAAUGUCUACAUAUCCUAAUAUCAUCCUUUCAGACCUGACAUACAAGGCACAUACAUUCUACUCAAUUUCUAAAUGAUAGUGAUCUGGGUCCUAAACAUCUAUCCACAUGAUUUAAAUUUUAACUUCAUCCUUCCAGACCUAACAAACGAGGCACACAUAUUCUACUCGGUUUCUACGUGACAGUCAUCUGAAAUCCUAAAAUGUUGUAUUCGCAAACUGAAAUGUCUCUAUCAAGUAAACCUUUCAACUCCUCUAAAGUAAAGGACCAUAUCUCUAACUAACAAAAACUUUUGGAUGUCAAUGAAAUUAUCAACAAAAGUAAAGGUUGCAUCAAAAAUUCACAAAAGACAUAGACAGCAUCUAACGAUCAAAACAUAAAGCGUACAUACUCCUAAACAGUAACCAAAAAUCAAAAACAAAAAAUCACACAAAGUUAAAACACAUACCAGUAUAGACCCCGCGCCAAUGCUACCUCUCACCUUUCCCAAACCUGUCAAAUCCCAACCUAGAUCCCCCAAAUCAAACAAAGAACACAAAGAAUUAGAGAAAUCUGAAUUUAGAAGCAUUUUUAUUGCCUAGAGAAGAGGUGAUUUCACUUACAUUCGGAGGAAGAGAUGAGCAGUGAAGAAAGGAGAUGGAGAUGGAGUUGGAGUUCAGCACUGAUAGGAGCAGCAGCAACAGCAACAGCGGCAACAGCACUUGCAAUAGGACGACCGAAAGAUCCAACAUUUGAACUAAUAUCAAUCAAACCGAAAUCAUUCGACUUAAAACAUCUACCAAUAGUUGAUGCAGAUCUUAUCUUAACCGUACAUGUUACAAACCCUAACAUGGUACCAAUCAAAUACUCGUCAUCUUCAAUGUCUAUUUUCUAUAACGGUUCAUUUCUCGGUUCGGCUCACAUAUUAGCGGGAUCCCAUCCUCCGAAAUCUUGUCAACUUCUUAAACUUCCGGCUCGGCUUCACCUGUCUUCCCCUGCCGCUUCCCGGCUACUAUCGGAUGUCGCUCAACGGAAAUUGGUUCUCGAUGCCGCUGUUGAUAUCGGUGGGACAGCAAAAGUUUUAUGGUGGGACCAUAGGUUUAAUGUACACGUGGAUAGUCAUUUUGUUGUUGAUCCUGUUUUUCUUGAUGUUAUUGAUCAGGAAAAUAAGGCUAAGCUUCAGUUUUUUUCUGGUUGAUUCAGGGAUUAAGAACAGUUGAGUCAAUUUUUCAUCCUGGUUUGUACAAGCUCUUUUUCUCUUCUGUUUUUAAGAAAUGGAUUGUUUGUUUUGGAAACUA
Papaver somniferum (opium poppy) is the source of this 3119-nucleotide messenger RNA. RefSeq lists its product as uncharacterized. NCBI's taxonomy places the organism in Eukaryota, Viridiplantae, Streptophyta, Magnoliopsida, Ranunculales, Papaveraceae. Gene Ontology annotation, cellular component: plasma membrane. Bases 2459 to 3019 code for a protein of 186 amino acids. Gene Ontology annotation, biological process: response to desiccation. The transcript has a single exon. The record is from RefSeq and is a predicted model, not a curated record.